AUGAGGCCGGUUUCCUUCGUGCGUGCACCUGCUACUUGGGCUCAGGUAUCGCGCCCUAGUGCCAGCGCCUACUCGGCACGGCGCUGUCCUGCAGUCGGAGUGCGUUGCACCUCCUCCAUUCAGUCGGGCCACAUCAAGCUUGGGGAGAAUGAGGGCAUUCUCUAUGUGAACAAUAUCUUCCCACAUCGGCUGCAAUGGUUCCUGCGGGGUCCGCUCAGCCAUAUCCAGCCGUUUGAAGGACUGCUGAAGCGAAUCAACAACCCUGACCUGGCCGCAGCUGAUCCACAGCGCAUAGUUGAACGCGCAUUACCCAAGGGCUUGGAUCUUAAAAUCAAAGAGGUUGUCCCAAGGUAUAAAGAAGGCGGCGCAUUCGUCAAGUAUGAACGCAACCCAAACGUUAACGAUGAAGAUGUCCAUUCUGCGGCAAAAGAACACAUGGCGAAACAUCCCAUCAAGCCAUGGUUCAAUCCAUUCCAAAGAGCCGACGUGGACGUUGUACGGGGCAAGCCGUGGAUCGAAGACCUUUACCGGAUCCCCAGUCAGACCCUGAAGGUGGAAUUCUUGCCAGCUACCGCGGAGUCUUCGGCGGUGGAGCUAACUCAGGAGGCGUUGUACAGCCUCUUUAGUCCAUAUGGGAAGAUCAUCGAUAUUCACCCACAGCCUUCUGAUUCCAAGGUCGAGCCGAGGUAUGCGAUCUUGGGCUUUAACCGGCCCCGUUUCUCGGUUAUGGCACGAAAUUGCAUGCAUGGAUUUGUCGCCGGUGAAGAGAAUGGCGGGGGUAAAGCCGGAACCAAAUUCAGGAUCAACUACGAGCGCAAGAUCAAGCUCUCCGUGAUUAAGGACUGGCUCCUGAACCAUCCGAGGAUCGUCAUUCCAGCUCUGGCGGCAUUGGUCGCAGCCAUUACUGUGAUCAUAUUUGAUCCUAUUCGCACAUUCUUCAUUGAAAUGAAGAUCAAGUCCACUCUUCAGACAUCAGAAAACCAGGUGAUACAGUGGAUUCGCAGGCAAGCCAGCAAAGCCAACAUAGCCUAUUUUGGACACAGGAAGACAGACCCUCGUGGUUUGGCAGCGAUCUGGGAAGACCGCCAGAAAGACAUAUCCCAGGUGCAAGCCUGGUUGACAGAGACUGCCGAGACUUUUAUUGUCAUUCACGGCCCGCGGGGCUCGGGGAAACGGGAGUUGGUUCUGGAUCAGGCAUUGAAAGACCACAGCUACAAAGUGGUAAUCGACUGCAAACAAAUCCAUGAUGCGAGAGGCGACACAGCCAAAAUCUCCCGAGCAGCUGCCCAGGUCGGCUACCGACCCAUCUUCUCGUGGAUGAACAGUAUCAGCAGUUUCGUCGAUCUUGCUGCUCAGGGAAUGAUUGGUACCAAGGCUGGCUUCUCUGAGACUCUCGAUGCCCAGCUCAGCAAAAUUUGGCAGAAUACAGCCGUGGCAAUAAAGCGAGUUGCCCUCGCCGGACGACGCAAGGACGACAAAGACUUUAACCUUACUGAUGAUGAAUACCUCGAAGCUCAUCCCGAGAAAAGGCCUGUCGUCGUUAUUGACAAUUUUGUCUAUGAUUCGGAACAUACCGUUGUGCUCGACAAGAUGACCGAGUGGGCCGCCGGCCUUACAACGGCCAAUAUUGCCCAUGUUAUCUUCCUGACCACGGACUCCUCCUUUGCAAAACCCUUGGGCAAAGCUUUACCAAAUCAGGUCUUUCACACUAUCAGUCUAGGUGACUGUUCUCCUGAAGUUGGCCGUCGCUUUGUGUUGAGUCACUUGGACGCGGACGCGAGCGAUGAUGGAAAUGGAAAAGCGUCGAAGGUAAAGCGCGGCAAAGAUGCACUCACAGGCCUCGAUGAUUGCAUUCAAGUUCUCGGUGGCCGGGUGACAGAUCUUGAGUUUAUGGCCCAUCGGAUUGAAGCUGGCGAGACUCCUCAAGCUGCCGUGGAUCGCAUUGUCGAGCAGUCAGCCUCUGAGAUCUUGAAAAUCUUCAUCUUGGGAACCGACUCCGUCGCACCGCAGUGGACUCGUGAACAAGCAUGGCAUCUCAUUAAAUCACUCGCGCACGCCGAGGAUGGAUGUCUGCUUUACAACAAAAUUCUUCUCUCUGACCUGUUCAAAGACAACGGCGAAGCGACUCUCCGAGCCCUGGAGCAAGUGGAGCUCAUUUCCGUAGGGUCGGAAAAGGGAUUUCCACGAUGGGUCAAGCCAGGGAAGCCAGUCUACCAGGCCGCAUUCCAACGACUGAUCGAGAACAAGACACUGGAAAGCCGUCUGGAUUUGUUGGUCCUCACGCAGUUGAUCGGGAAUGAGAACGUGAACAUCCACAAGUACGAGGAAGAGCUGCAGCUACUUGGUACCCUGCCGAAAUAUCCCUGGGAACUCACUUCGAGGAUUGAAUGGCUCCUGGGUAAGAUACAUAACUCGCAGUCAAAGAUCCUCCAGUAUGAGAACGAGAGUGCGGUGUUGCAGAAGGCUUUGCACAGUGCAAAAUAA
This is a messenger RNA of Penicillium lagena, 2484 nucleotides long. RefSeq lists its product as uncharacterized. Bases 1 to 2484 code for a protein of 827 amino acids. The transcript has 3 exons. The record is from RefSeq and is a predicted model, not a curated record. Gene Ontology annotation, cellular component: mitochondrial inner membrane. Gene Ontology annotation, molecular function: RNA binding. Lineage: Eukaryota; Fungi; Ascomycota; Eurotiomycetes; Eurotiales; Aspergillaceae.